AUGUCUCACCUGCAACUGAGAUCCGUCAGAUCCGCGUCUCAAUCCGUUCUUUCGGUCCGUGCAAAAGAUUAUCCGCUUGAAGGCGUGUCGAAAGUCUUUAGCGAACAGCGCGUAAAUGAGCGGAUUGAGGGCGCUGUUGCAGUAACCCAGCCAGAAGAGAAUCGAAAAGGCGAGCGGAUCGACGGCGUCCGCGCGAAAUGCGCGCACCAGGUACAUGGUGAAAAAGGGCAACCAGCAGCAGACGAAACCGCCCACUAUGAUGCCAAGCGUUUUGGCCGCUUUGGUUUCCAUCCGGAAGCGUUUUACCUAGAAUCAAAAAUCAUUUUGUAUGCCAAGACCGUGAAAUGCCUUCUUAGCGUAGGUGUUAGAUACGAGGUCCUGCUCCAUAAUAUUUUCGUCAAGGAAGACCUCGUAACUACAACAAUGUUAAGUUUGGGCCAUUUAAGACUAGUCAAGUUACGAGGUCAUGUUCCACAUUGCUCUAGAGAAGAUACGAGGUACUGCUGCCUAAAAAUGUCUAGUCGCACGAAAAAAAUUUUGGAAUUGGCCAAACUACCACAUUCUAGCGAAAAUAAUACUGAAGAAAAUGAUUAUUCUCUUCAAGAAAUCAGUGAAAUUGAACUAUCAGGAAAUAUUCUUUUAAAUAAAGCCUUAGCUCCAGAAGAUAUUUCUAAUAUCAUCAGAGAAGUCGAGAAUGUCUUUGAUAACGAUAAUGCCAGCGAUAAUCCUGAUAAUAGUAUUAAUAGUGCUGAAAAUCACAAUCACAAUGAACAAUACCAUCCCGGAAUCGGAAAUAAUGAAACCAUACACGACGUUAACGAAAUUGGAACACGACAACUAGAUGAAGCCUUAAGUUCAGAAGAUAUAAUUACUAUUAUCAAUGAAGCCGAGAUUAUCUUUGAUAUUAACGAAAAUCCAAGCGAUUGUCAUAAUAACAGUGCUGUUUUGUCAGACAUAACAAACGUGGUUAGUUGGCAAAAAGAAAAUCAAACUCACGAUAAACAAUCUCAUCUCGUAAGUAAUGAUAUCAAACAAAAGGUAAAUGAAAUUGAGACACAACAACAUGGGGAUGACAUUAAUAUUGCGAAUAUUAUCACAAAAUCUGGAGAAGAAAAUAUAGAAAAACCCGUUGUUCUAGAUUUAGCAUGCAAAGCUCAUAGACCAGAACAAACUGACGUUUAUGACAAUGAUGACUACAGCCCAGAAAGUGAAACAGACAGCGAAGAAAGUAUGGAAAUCGAUGAAGAUGAAAUACAGCUACAGGUCAAUGUUAUUGAAGAUGAAACUGAGAAUGAAAAUGGAACAGUGAAGAGAAAUGAAAAAAGAACAAAUAAGAGGUUUAUCAAUAAGCAAUUAAGAAUGGCGGGAAAGCGGUAUUUAGGGUUUAGAAAGCCACGGAAUCAAAGCAAUACGUUUCAUGAUACAACAAGAACAGAGAGAAAAUUAGGUGCCAGGUGCAGCUGUAAACAAAAAGCCAAAGAUCCGACAAGAAAAUGUUUCAAGGUGACGGAAGGAAUGCGCCAAGCUAUUUUUCAAAACUUUUGGUCUAACAUGACGUGGGAUCAACGAAAAGUGUACGUCAGUAAUACUGCUAAAGUGACUGAAAAGGCUAGACCAAAAGAAGCAGAAAGCUCUCGACGAAAUAUAACCAUCAAAUAUUUUUUGAUUUGUGGAAAUGAAGAAGUACCCGUGUGUAAAAUCAUGUACUCACACACUCUUUCUUUGGGAGAAUGGACUAUCAGAUCAUGGACAACCCAAAGCAAUAAUAGGAUGAAUAAGAGUACUCAGAUAGAAUUAAGUCAACAUAAUCCAAGAAAUUAUUUGUUUAAAGAAGAUCGAGAUUUCCUCAUAGAAUUUCUCACUAGUUUAAACAAACUUCCCUCGCAUUAUUGCAGGAAGGAUACUGAUAAGCUUUAUUUAGAACAAAAUUUUCAAUCUUUUGCUCAACUUCACAGGGUCUACGAAAUUAAGUGCCAGGAGAAUGAAAAAAAACCUUUAUCUGCUAAGACAUUAACAAAAAUGGCUGAAGAAAUGAAUUUAGCGCUAUUUCGUCCAAGGAAAGACCAAUGCGAUAUCUGUUUCAAAUACAAAAAUGGCAAUUUAUCUGAAAUGGACUACAGUGAACAUAUUAACAUGAAAAAUAGCGCCCGAAAGGAGAAAGAAGAAGAUAAAAAAAAGGCCUUAGAAGGACAGUGCAAUGUUAUUGUAAUGGAUGUUCAGUCUGUCAAGUUAGCACCACAGCUAAAAGCUAGCGCUCUUUAUUACAGAACAAAAUUGUGCUGCCAUAAUUACACAAUCUAUAACCUUAAAGAUAGACGAGCUACUUGUUACUGGUACGACGAGACUAACGCGGACGGUCAAGCAUCUACCUACGCAUCAUUUCUUGUAGACUACCUGGAAGAGAAUUUUCUGAACCCAAGUAAUCCAAUGAUUCCUAUUGUCAUUUACUCCGAUGGGUGUACUGCUCAGAAUCGCAAUUGUGUAAUAUCUAACGCUUUACUUCACGUGUCAGAAAAAUACAAAUAUUACGAAGAUAAAAUUAGAUUCAAGCUGAACUUUGAAUCUGAAUUUAAAGAUUUACCAAUCAGACCAAAGAUCAUACAGUUAGGCAACGUCAUAUUUCCCCAACUUUUCAGGCAAAGGCUACCUAUUUCAAGCAUCAAAUACUCGCACCUGCAAGCGAUUAAGCAAGUGAUACCAAAAGACUGCUGGGGGUUUUAUGACUCCCUUCCUCACAAAUAG
Ceutorhynchus assimilis (cabbage seed weevil) is the source of this 2742-nucleotide messenger RNA. The record is from the annotation of a GenBank genome assembly. NCBI's taxonomy places the organism in Eukaryota, Metazoa, Arthropoda, Insecta, Coleoptera, Curculionidae.